Messenger RNA from Saprolegnia parasitica CBS 223.65, 2744 nucleotides. RefSeq lists its product as hypothetical. NCBI's taxonomy places the organism in Eukaryota, Oomycota, Saprolegniomycetes, Saprolegniales, Saprolegniaceae. Gene Ontology annotation, molecular function: RNA nuclease activity; RNA binding; protein binding. The record is from RefSeq and is a predicted model, not a curated record. Gene Ontology annotation, biological process: RNA processing. Bases 1 to 2721 code for a protein of 906 amino acids. The transcript is spliced from 7 exons.
AUGGACGCACUCGACGCGUACGAGGCCAAAGUCCGCCGGCGGCAGGAGCGCCGAUCGAGAGCCCUCGCGCGCACCGGCAAGAAGCGACAGGAGCAGCGGCGACGCGACGCCUCGGACGAGCGACAGGCAGAAGCCCGCGCGAACGAGGCCAUGGCCUUGGAGGACGCUGCGGCGGUCGCCUUCCAGUGCGCGCUGGACGCACAAGCCGAGCAAAGCGCUUACGACGCGGCCAUCGCAAGCUUUCGCGAGGCCGCACGGCUGCGAAAGCGCCUGCAGACGUAUCACCUCGACGCGCAUACGGAGAGCGCCACGUCGACGGCGAGUCGCAUUACGGAGCUGCAGCGGCGCGUCGUCGCUCAUGAUGCACGACUGGCGUCGGCUGCCGUCGCGCAGGCGCGUCUUGCUACGGUUGCGCAGCACCAUGCAGCCACGAGGACAGAGAUUGCACAUGUGUCGAGCGCCGCAUGGACCAAGAAGAUGGCGACGGCCCUGCGCGAGGCCAACUGCGACGCCUUGGAGCAUCUCAUUGCGCAUGGCGCCGAUCCGGACGCGGAAGCGCACGGCGUGACGCCGCUCAUCUGCGCGAUCGCGACCAACCACUUGCCCGUGGCGCGGGCCUUGCUCCAGCUCGGCGCCGACCCCGGCUUCGAGACGAGCGACGGCAAGACGGCGCUGCUUGUGGCCAUCGUCGCCGACGAUCUCGACGCACUAGCGCUAUUGCCGCCUACGUGCAUCCAUUACGAGACGAAAUGCGGAGCAACCGGCAUGCUCGUGGCCUGCGCGAAAGGGCGUGUCGCCGUCGUUCAGCGUCUUCUUGCGCAAUCGCCCGACCUGGUGAAUGCGACCAACGCGCUUGGCUUGACGCCGCUCAUGGUCGCCGCCAAACACAAUUUCUUGUCGCUGGUGCGCCUGCUGUUGACCCAUGGCGCGACGCCGGCGCUCCAAGCCCGGAAUGGCGACACGGCGGCGGCCCUGGCCCACGCCGCGGGGUUCCUGAAUGCUGCCGCCAUGUGUAGCGGAAGCUCUCUUCUGGAUUCCAAGCGCGAGGCGAAAGAUUUGGCGGCGACCGAGCGCGGGCUUGCACGUGCCUUGGACGCGGCGCCAGUACCCUCGAUUUUUGCGUACCUUGGAGCGCACAAGACAGCGAGUCCGGCCUACGAGUCGCCCGUCGGUGACAUGCUUUUGCACGUGUGCUGUGCGCGGGGAUCGAUCAGCGACGUCCGAGCUGCCCUUCCGCUCUGUCCGUGGUUUCUGCCCAACCGGUUUGGCCUCACCGGCGCCAUGAUUGCGGCACAGAAAGGCCGUCUCGACGUUCUGAACGAGCUCGUCGCGGCUGGCGCUGACCUUAACCAGCCCGAUUUCCUCGGCCACGACUGCUUCUAUCAUCUCCACACGCAUGGCCACGGUGCACUCGCUGCCGUUUUGGGCGCACAGAAAGCCCACACACGGCAGUGGUGGGCCCCGCCACCGACGACGUCGACUGUCUCGCUACCGCCGUCAUCCCCGCUGCGCCCAGUGCGAGUUCCGUCGCCGUCGAAGCCGAGGCGCGCACCAAGGAGCCUCUGCAACAGCUGCCAGCUCCUCUUUGCUCGCAAUCGCUGCACCACGUGCCAGUGCUGCUACUGCGAUAAGUGCUACGGUCGCGUGCACUUCCAAGCUGCAAACCGCCAUCACACGUGUAUCGAGAUGGCCCCGACGAAUGCACCGGAAGACCACGAGGCUUCGUGGAACGACCAUCUCGCUACGUGCCACAGCAUCUACGAAAGCGUGCUGAAGCUGCAGGGUGCCACGUCACGAACGGUUGCGGCACUCGUGAGCCCCAAGCGCGCUCGGCAGGUCGAGCUCGAGACCAUCGACGCGGUCGUCGCCAACCAAUCCAACCGCAAGCUGCACACGGCGCAGCUUCAACUGGCCAGUGUCUACCGACGCGAAGGCAAGCUCGAGGAGGCCAAGCAGCAGCUCGAGACGCUUCUCAAAAGCCUCUGCACCGACGUCGACGACGACGUGGCCUUUCUUGGACACGUGUACCUCGAACACGCGCGCGCACGCAACGAGACAGGGGCCGCCAUCCAGCGCUUCGACCAGGCGUUGGCGCUUCUCUGGACGCACGUGGCCAUGGACGACAGCCAUUUGUGCGCCGGCCUCAACGACUACCACCACUUCUUGGUCAUCGCACAGUCGGACUACGCGGCGUGCGUGAGCCUCGCCCACCAGACGCUGCAACGUCGCCUCGGCCGGCUGCCCGCAUCCCAUGCGCUCGUGCACCAGGCACGCGACCAGCUCGACGACGUGAUCGGAGCCCGCGAGCGCGCAGCGAUGCGACUGGAAGACACGGCGGCGUCGCGUCGGGACCGGCUUGCGCUCGCGCUGCGCUCGGACCCAGGGUUUCGCGCCUUUUGUGCCCUUCACGGCAAAGACGCCCACGUCGACUUGUGGCGCGCGAUCGAUGCACUGGACCCGACCGAGCGCCGUCGCGCCGUGGGACAUGCUCUCUACAGCCGAUUCCUGCAGACCAAAAAAGUGCGUUGUCUCCCGUCCAAAGUGCAACUUGGACUGCUGGCGCGGCUCGACCACUCGGUGGUCGCGGCCGACGGCAGUCGCAAGGACAAGCCGCUCGUGCGCGUGUUUGCCGCGACCAAGCGCAUUCUCUUCGAGUACCUCGACACGACAGCGUACGGCGCGUAUACAGCAACAACAACAACAAGGGCAACGACGCCGUAGCAUCUUCGUGUCUCCAUGCUUCG